AUACAUCACUCUCCUGUAAUUUUAGUCCAUGAAUUCUUCACCCUCAAACUCCAAUAGAGAGAGUCAAAGAGCACUGGAAAAGAAAAAUGGAGAGAACAACUCAUAUCCUAUUACUUGCUUACCCUUUACAAGGUCACAUAAACCCAUUGCUCCAAUUCUCAAAGCGCUUAGUCUCAAAGGGUGUUAGAGUAACAUUUGUCACUACCACCUCUAUUGGCAAUUCCAUGCAAGCCCUUCCUAGCCAUUCUAUCAGUAUUGAGAUCAUUUCUGAUGGAUCUGAGAAUGGCAAAGAUUCGGAAAGUUUGGAUGCAGCUCUCGAGCGUUACAAGCUACAUGUCUCACAAAGCUUGGCAAAGCUUAUUGAGAAACAUAAUAGCUCCCAAUAUCCUCCAAAGAUGGUAGUGUAUGACUCAUUUAUGCCAUGGGUUUUAGACAUUGCAAGGCAAUUUGGCAUUGAUGGUGCUCCAUUUUUCACUCAGUCUUGUGUAACCAAUGCCAUCUAUUACCAUGCGAGUCAUGGAGCAAUUCAGAUGCCCAUAGAAGAAGGGGCUUCAAUAUCAUUGCCCUCGAUACCAUCACUAAAGAUCGAUGAUCUACCUUCAUUUCUUUGUGAUAAGGGCUUGUACCAAGCUUUGCUAAAGCUCGUAUUGAAUCAGUUCUCGAAUAUCCUUGAAGCGAAUUGGCUCUUGUGCAACACUUUCAAUGAGUUGGAAAAUGAGGUGGUGAAUUGGAUGACAAGCCAGCAAUGGCGUGUUAAAACAAUUGGACCAACUAUUCCUUCAAUCUACUUAGACAAGCGGUUGGAGGAUGACAAAGAGUAUGGCCUUCACCUAUUCAAACCUGAUGUGGAUGCUUGCAUAAAGUGGCUAGACACAAAGGAAACUCACUCGGUUGUUUACACAUCAUUUGGAAGUUUGGCAUCCCUGGGAGAAGAGCAGAUGGAUGAGCUAACAAGGGGCCUAAAAAAUAGCAAUUGCCACUUCUUGUGGGUUGUCAGAGAAACUGAGCAGAAAAAACUUCCUCUUAAUUUUUUAGAGGAAACGUCAGAGAAGGGACUAGUUGUGAGUUGGUGCCCUCAGUUAGAAGUAUUGGCUCAUAAGGCCGUUGGGUGCUUCAUGACUCAUUGUGGAUGGAACUCAACCCUUGAGGCAUUGAGCUUGGGAGUGCCAAUGGUUGCAAUGCCACAAUGGACUGAUCAACCAACUAAUGCAAAGUUCAUUGUGGAUGUGUGGAAGGUAGGGGUUAGGAUUAAAUUGGAUGAAAGAGGCAUUGCUACCAAAGAAGAAAUAGAGCUAUGUAUAAGGGAAGUAAUAGAGGGAGAACGUGGGAAACAGAUGAAAAUGAAUUCAAUAAGAUGGAAAGAAUUGGCUAAAGAAGCAGUGGAUAAAGGUGGAAGUUCUGAUAAAAACAUAGAGGAGUUUGUGGCAAAACUUGCGCCCUCUUGAAGUUAAUGUAAGCAACAGUUCAACAACUCUUCAUUCAAAGAAUGGUCAAGAAAAAAAUUUAUGAUAUCGCUAUUGGAGGAUUUUUUGCAGUGAUACCAAGCGUUAUCAAGUUUUUGGAAUUUUACUUUUAUCAAAACAUUACCCAUAUGAUUUCUCUAGGAAGAACACAAUAUUAUUUAUCUGACAAGCAAUACCUAAUUUUCCUUUUACAAUGAAUAGAUUCUUCUU
Messenger RNA from Quercus lobata, 1673 nucleotides. Its product is annotated as UDP-glycosyltransferase 74E2-like. The transcript is spliced from 2 exons. Gene Ontology annotation, molecular function: quercetin 7-O-glucosyltransferase activity; quercetin 3-O-glucosyltransferase activity. The record is from RefSeq and is a predicted model, not a curated record. Bases 87 to 1445 code for a protein of 452 amino acids. NCBI's taxonomy places the organism in Eukaryota, Viridiplantae, Streptophyta, Magnoliopsida, Fagales, Fagaceae.